Molecule: messenger RNA, 4086 nt
Organism: Lytechinus variegatus (green sea urchin)
Lineage: Eukaryota; Metazoa; Echinodermata; Echinoidea; Temnopleuroida; Toxopneustidae
Product: gastrula zinc finger protein XlCGF58.1-like
Exons: 5
Coding region: 101-2566 (821 amino acids)
Biological process (GO): regulation of transcription by RNA polymerase II
Molecular function (GO): DNA-binding transcription factor activity, RNA polymerase II-specific; RNA polymerase II cis-regulatory region sequence-specific DNA binding
Source: RefSeq, a predicted model, not a curated record
CUGCGGCUUCUCACUAGCACUGCAUGUUGUCUUAGACUGUCUUAGCGAGCGUCGAAAGUUUUUUUUCGGGAAAGUGGUCCUUCAGGAAUGACAGGAAGCCAUGAAUUCAAGGGAUAUUGCAGACCAAAGUUACUCUAAGCUCAUGCAGCAUCCACCAGACAAGCAAAGCUUGACAGAAGCCUCCACUAAACUAAUACAGCUGGAGGAUUAUUCUUCUCUCCAACCUGAUGCCUCAUCAGCACAUCAAGAUCAAAGUUCUAAGAGCAUCUUGGAAAAACUGUCACUGUCAAGCAAGAAUGGACCACAAAUAUUCUUCAUCAAGCAAGAAGAAACAGAUGAAGAACAAUGUGAAGUGAGCAGAGAUGCAUGUAGUGAGCUUCUACUGGGGAGUAUUUUCAAUACCUUGUCCAACUUCAUCGAAAAAGACUCGGAAGAAACGCCUCCCUGCCAUACUACAACACUAUCAACAGAUCAAGAUUUUAGCUGCAGUUCCAGUAACAUGCCUCAAAGUUUGGAUGAUAUGGCCCAGGGUUCCAGUCCUCUCACAGAUAUGGAAAACAAGAUAACCACUUACACCCUUGGGAAAAGUAGAUAUGAAUCCAAGGGUGACAAUGUCCUGGAAAGCAUUCAAAGUAAGAAAGGACCCAUGGGAAUUGAUGCAGAAACGGUUACAGAUUUUGAGAAGUCAAUUUCUUGUGAUGAAACAUAUAAUGUAAAACCUUAUGUGUGUAAUGUGUGUAAGAAAGGUUUUCCCAAUUCAAGGAAACUUGAUGUUCAUAUGCAUACGCAUUCAGGUGAAAAACCUUAUCCUUGUACAUUGUGUGACAAAAAAUUUCCAACAAAAACUCAACUAAAUAGACAUAUACAAACACACUCUGGUGAAAAACCUUAUGUGUGUAGUGUGUGUAAGAAAGGUUUUCCCAAUUCAAGGAAUCUUGAUGUUCAUAUGCAUACGCAUUCAGGUGAAAAAUCUUAUCCUUGUACAUUGUGUGACAAAAAAUUUGCAACACAGUAUCAACUGAUGCGUCACAUGAAAACGCACUCGAAUGAAAAACAAUAUUCAUGUCAAAAGUGUAGUAAACACUUUGCUUCAAAACAUGGCCUUGAGUAUCAUAUGAUGUCACACUCUGGUUUAAAGCCUUACUUAUGUUCAUUCUGUGGCAAGAGAUUUAGAGCAAACAGUCAGCUGAAAAGUCACAUAAUGACUCAUAAAGGUGAAAAGCCCUAUUGUUGUUCUUUGUGCAAUGCAAGAUUUUCUUGCAAACUUUCCUUGGAAGAACACAUGCUUGUUCACACAGGAGAAAAACCAUUUCAGUGUGAAGAGUGUAAGAAAGUGUUUGCCGUUGCUGACAAUUACAAAAGGCAUAUUCGUCUACAUGCCGAAGAAAAGCCCUAUAAGUGCUCCAAGUGUGAUAAACAAUUUGACAUGAAGUCUUCUCUUAUAAAGCAUUUCCAAAGGCACACUGGUCAAAAGGGUUUCUUAUGUCCUGAAUGUGGUAAGAGAUUUUAUACCAAUGACUACCUUACUCAGCACAUGUUUGUGCACUCUGGGGAGAAACCUUAUCCUUGUACAUUGUGUGACAAAAAAUUUCCAACCAAAGCUCGACUAAAUAGACAUUUACAAACACACUCGGGUAAAAAACCUUAUGUGUGUAGUUUGUGUAAGAAAGGUUUUGCCAAUUCAAGGAAUCUCAAUGUUCAUAUGCAUAUGCAUUCAGAUGAAAAACCUUAUCUUUGUACCUUGUGUGACAAAAAAUUUGCAACACAGUAUCAACUGACGCGUCACGUGAAAACGCACUCGGGUGAAAAACCUUAUGUGUGUAAUGUGUGUAAGAAAAGUUUUCCCAAUUCAAGGAAUCUCAAUGUUCAUAUGCAUGUGCAUUCAGGUGAAAAACAUUAUCCUUGUACAUUGUGUGACAAAAAAUUUGCGACACAGUAUCAACUGAUGCGUCACAUGAAAACGCACUCAAAUGAAAAACAAUAUUCAUGUCAAAAGUGUAGUAAACAUUUUGCUUCAAAACAUGGCCUUGAGUAUCAUAUGAUGUCACACUCUGGUUUAAAGCCUUACUUAUGUUCAUUCUGUGGCAAGAGAUUUAGAGCAAACAGUCAGCUGAAAAGUCACAUAAUGACUCAUAAAGGUGAAAAGCCCUAUUGUUGUUCUUUGUGCAAUGCAAGAUUUUCUUGCAAACUUUCCUUGGAAGAACACAUGCUUGUUCACACAGGAGAAAAACCGUUUCAGUGUGAAGAAUGUAAGAAAGUGUUUGCCGAUGCAGGUAAUUACAAAAGGCAUAUUCAACUACACUCCAAAGAAAAGCCUUAUAAGUGCUCCAAGUGUGAUAAACAAUUUCCGAUUAAGUCUUAUCUUGUGAGGCAUUUCCAAAGGCACACUGGUCAAAAGGGUUUCUUAUGUCCUGAUUGUGGUAAGAGAUUUUAUACCAAGGACUACCUUACUCAGCACAUGGUUGUGCACUCCGGGGAGAAACCUUAUCCUUGCUCAAAAUGUGAUCAGAGAUUUUCAUUUAAAUCAAGCCUUGCUAAACACCUGCGACGGCACACUAAACACUGAUAGACUGAUCAAUAGUAGAACUUGGUAAUGUGGAAUAUUGAGAGGGGAAUUAUUCAUGAAAAAAAAUACAUAGUCCAUUAUUCCAAUCAAUAUUUAUAUUAAAAAAAGAUGUUAAUUCCAUUUUAUUUCAUUGGCGUACUACCCUGAUAUGCAUUUUUGUUUUUGUUGCAGUAUUCCUCAAUUGCACAAGUACAAAAUCUAUCCUAUCUACUAUCAUACCACCAAUCCUGUGUUACCUACAUAUCCAUAAUUUUGAAAAUUGCAGAAAAUAGAAUAACAUAUUUUUUGUGACUUCAGUUUUUUUCCUAAGACCAAAUGUGACCAUGUUCCUGAUUUUGAAAAUAUGCUAUUGUAAGGCUACUAUCGACUAUAUCAAUAGCCCUUGCACAGGUGCAAAUGUGAUUGGUAUUGGUAGAUAUUUUUAAGAAAUUUAUGAAUAAAUUUAAAAGAAUAAAUUGAAAGUCUGGUCCUGUAACUAUUUCAUUAUAUCCUCACAAAAGUUAUUCUAGAUUAUUUUUCAAUACAUAAAAUUGCACUCCUACUUCUCUGACUAUUGCCAGAUCAUUUUUAGCUUAUCCAGCCCUAAGAGCAAGAUGAGCUUAUGCCAUGGCAUGUCGUCUUUCGUCCAUCCACAAUUUCAAAAUGCUACUACUUCGCCAUUUCAAGUCCGAUUUUAAUUCUGUUUGCUUUGUAUGAUAUCACUAGGUGGGGAUUCAAAACUUUUAAACAGAAGUUUGAAAGUCAUUGAAUUUGCCAAUUUAUGCUCAACUUUCAAUAUUCACAAGAAAUGCUUCCUCUUGUUUAUUUCUUGGCCGAUUUGGAUUUAUUUUUACUACCAUCUGGUAGAGCUUCAUGAGGUUCACCAAACUUUUACACUGAAUUUUGACAUUUUUCUAGAACAAUUUGAUGCUAAUUUAUGCUUAUUUUAAAAAAUUGACAUAAAAUGAUUCUUCUUCUAUAUUUGUUGACUGAUUUUUAUCUUUUUUAUCUUCCAUCUGGUAGAUCUUCAUGAGGUCCACCAAAUUUGUACACAGAAUUUUGAGCUUUUGAGUAGAAAAUUAGUUAUGCUAAUUAUGCAAAAUUCAUAAAUCACAUCUUCUUUAUAUGUUCACUGAAUUUAAAACUGCUUAUUCUUUAUCAUUUCAAGUCUGAUUUUAAUUCUGUUUGCUUUUUUAGCAUUAGGCAGAGGAUUCAAAACUUCUAUACUGAAUUUUGAAACUCAUUAAACAUGCUAAUUUAUGCACAUUUAAAAAAAAAAUGCUUUUUUUUGCACCCAUUUGGUAGAGCCUCAUGUGUUCACCAAACUUCUGCACAGAAUUUUGAAAGUUUGUCUAGAAACAAUUUUUAUGCUAAUUAAUUUGUGCGUAUUUUAAAAAUUCACGUAAGUUGCUUCUUUAUUUGUUGACCGAUUUUUUUUUUUUCUCUUUUAUCUGGUAGAGCUUCAUGAGGUUAACCUAACUUCUGCACAGGUUUUGAAAUUUUGAGUAGAAAAUUAUUUAUGCUAGUCUAUGCAAAACUGU